Molecule: messenger RNA, 1050 nt
Organism: Aspergillus terreus NIH2624
Lineage: Eukaryota; Fungi; Ascomycota; Eurotiomycetes; Eurotiales; Aspergillaceae
Product: holocytochrome c synthase CYC3
Exons: 2
Coding region: 1-1050 (349 amino acids)
Biological process (GO): cytochrome c-heme linkage
Cellular component (GO): mitochondrion
Molecular function (GO): holocytochrome-c synthase activity
Source: RefSeq, a predicted model, not a curated record
AUGGGUUGGUUCUGGGCAGACACCGCGCCGAAGCCAGCAAUGCCUGCGACUCCGAGCCACAUGUCGGCCUCUCCGGAUGCCACUCCUCCUGUCAGUAAACACAUCCUCAACCAGAGUCUAUCUAAUUCUGACCUUAAACAGCCUGCCUGUCCCAUGCAUGCAUCCAACACACCACCGGCAUCCUCUACAUCCCCGAGCGCUUGCCCCAUCCCACCCGAACAGCGCUCCGUCGACUCGCCAUUCUUCGUUCCCCCGAAGCCCAAAACCGAGACGCCCACACCCCCCGCGGCCCCUGCGGCCCCCAGCAAACCCUCAACACUAUCCAAACUCAACCCCCUCAACUACAUGUUCUCCUCGAUUUCCCAGGAGCGCGCCCCUAACCAAACCGUCGAUCUCCCCAUCGACCGCGAGCCGUCAUCCAUACCGCGCGGCGACACUGACGGCAACUGGGAGUACCCGUCGCCGCAGCAGAUGUACAACGCGAUGCUGCGCAAGGGGUACACGGACACGCCGCAGGACGCGGUCGAGGCGAUGGUGGCCGUGCACAACUUCCUGAACGAGGGCGCCUGGGCCGAGAUCGUCGGGUGGGAGCGCAUCUUCGCCCGCGGCCUGGCGCACGGGUGGGAAAAGUGUCGUCGCGGCGAGGAGAAUAUCGCUAUGGACGCAAUGCGGGACGAGAUGACCGGCGCGGCGGAUGCUGAGCCCCAGCCCCGGCUGCUCCGGUUCCAGGGCCGGCCGAAGGAGUUGACGCCCAAGGCGCGGAUUCUUCAGGCGCUCGGGUAUGUGUAUCCGGCGAAGUUUGAGUCGAACCCUCCUUUCGACCGCCAUGACUGGUACGUGCUGCGACAGACGCCGUCCGGCCCGAAGGAAGUCCGCUACGUUAUCGAUUACUACUCCGGGCCCCCGGAGCCCACCGGCGAGCCUGUCUUUUACCUUGAUAUCCGGCCCGCGUUGGACUCGCCGACUGCCGCCGUGGAGCGCCUGAUGAGAUGGGGCGGCGAUGUGUGGUGGCGCGCCAGCGGUGCUGCCGUUCGCGAGAACGGAAACUGA